This is a messenger RNA of Tetranychus urticae (two-spotted spider mite), 1673 nucleotides long. RefSeq lists its product as uncharacterized. Gene Ontology annotation, molecular function: oxidoreductase activity, acting on CH-OH group of donors; flavin adenine dinucleotide binding. Lineage: Eukaryota; Metazoa; Arthropoda; Arachnida; Trombidiformes; Tetranychidae. The record is from RefSeq and is a predicted model, not a curated record.
UCUUAGUUAUUGAAGCUGGUGGAAAGGAGAAUAACUUUAACAACAUUCCUCUAUUUGCGCUGUUACAACAAAGAACGCCAAUCGACUGGGGAUAUUUUUCAACACCUCAAACUCGAUCAGCUCAGGGUUUAAAAAAUCAUCAAAUUUCAACAUCUCGAGGUAAAGUAGUUGGUGGCUCUUCAUCUAUAAACUUCAUGUUAUAUGUAAGAGGCAAUCAAUUAGAUUAUGAUCGAUGGCAAGAGUUAGGUGCUGCAGGUUGGAAUAGCUCAGCUAUGAAUCCAUACUUCGUCAAAAUGGAAGAUUCAAGAGACUCGAAAAGGGAACCAGGCUACCAUGGUACUAAGGGUCCAAUGACAAUCUCAGAACUAAACGAUCCUUUCGAAGCAGACACAGCUAUUUUAGAAGGAGCCCGUGAAUAUGGGUUUAACAUUGGAGACUACAAUGGUGCAGAUCAAAUGCGAUUCCAAUAUGGUUCACAUUAUAUUCGAGAUGGAAGACGCUGUUCAACUGGUCGUGGUUACUUAGGACCUGCUUCUUCUCGUCGCAAUCUGGAUAUUCUGUUGCAUUCACGAGCUGAUAAAAUUAUAUUCAAUGGAAAGCGAGCGAUUGGAGUUGCAUUUACAAGCAAUAAGAAAGACUAUCAAGUCUUUGCUAGAAAUGCAGUCAUCAUUAGUACUGGUGCAAUAGCAACUCCUCAACUGUUGAUGUUAUCAGGAAUUGGACCGAAGGAUCAAUUGGAAAAAUUCAAUAUUCCAAUAGUUCAUGAGUCUCCUGGAGUUGGCAAUAAUUUACAAGAUCAUCUAUUCACCCUUCUUCUCUUCAGGACUAAUUAUGGGACAAGUUUUGCAGUCGAGCGAGUUGAUACUGUAAAAAGUUUAGUUGAAUAUGAAACGUCUCAUACUGGACCCUUUGCAUCCUCGGGAUUGAAUGUGAACGGAUUCUGGAGAAGCAAAUAUGCAGAUGAUUCAAGACCAGAUAUUCAAUUUCAAGCACAGAGUAUUAGUUUGGGAAACGCACUUUCAAGUUACUACUUAAGUUAUCUGUUCAAUAUAAAUAGGGAAACUUACGUUAAAUAUGUUUUGCCCAACACCAACAAAGAUGCGACCAUUAUACUAGUGACCUUAGUUAGGCCUCGAAAUACUGGUACAAUUAAAUUGGCUUCUUCUGAUAUCAAAGAUUCUCCUUUGAUUGACUUCAACUUUUUCACUGAUCCUCGUGAUCUGGAUGCUACAGUUGAAGGAUGCAAAUUGUUUCUCAACAUAUCAAAGACUGAGGCUAUGAAAUCAGUUGGAGCAGAGCGUUUCGAUUCCCCACUACCUGGUUGUGAACAAUAUCCACUCGACUCAGAUGAUUAUUUAAGAUGCCUUAUGCAAACGCUAACUUUCACUCUCUGGCAUUCGAUUGGCACAGCUAAAAUGGGUUCUCGUGGUGAUCCAAUGGCUGUUGUUAGUCCUGAUCUUCUUGUUCAUGGUGUGGAGAAUCUCAUGGUUAUCGAUACAUCUGUAAUGCCUGAGAUCACAACGGGAAACACGGCUACUCCUACCAUUGCAAUAGCUGAGAGAGCAGCAGAUAUGAUAAAAGGAAGAGUAUUGAGACCUCAAAGUCUUCCAUUUACUGAUGAAGAUGAUAUAAUUUCCGAUUAUGUUCCAUAUCGAAUUGAUCAUUCAAUUUAA